AUGCCUGGCCUCUCCGACACCCCUAGUCUUUGGAGUAUUCGGAGCAUCUGGGACUACACACCAGAGGAAAAGGAGUCCAAUAGGAUCUACAAGGACCUCGAGGACAAGAAGAGGGCACGUGCACAGGCAAAACGGGAGGCCAACGAGGUCGGCCAGUGGGGCCAGGGUCGCGCCGGUGGGGACGGGCUCGGGAGCCGCACCGUCCUCGCGGAGAUCGCCGACACCGCCGGCGGCGCCAGCUCCGCCAGCCAGCGGAAGAGCGUCGGCGAGCUCCAGGAGCGCAUCGCGGAGGUCUCCCGCGCUCAUCGCCUGGACGACAACGCCAGGACGGGCCUCAUCAGCGUCUUCGCCGAGCGCGCCCGGCUCGGCUGCGACCUGGACCAGGUCAAAACUCCCACCAGGGCCAGGGUCGAGUACCUGGAGCGAAUAAUCAAGGGGUUGUGGCCAAAGGUUUCAAGCAAGGGCAUGGACGCCCCCGGGACCACCGUGCCGCGCCCUUCGCCCGUGCGAUACUGCGGGUGGUGCGCGGGACCCCUCGGGCGAGGGGAGUCGCUGGCCCUGGCCGAGGGCGGGUCCCUCCUGGAGGUCUGCGAGCUGUGCUACAUCAUCGGUCUGAUUCGGCAGGCGGCGUGGCGCGCCCGCCUCAGCGUGGAGGAGAGGGCGCCGCUGCUCGACUCCGCCCGGCUCCUGGGCGCGCUGCUCUCCGCGCUCGCCGGCCUGGGGCUCGAUGGCGCCGAAGGCGGAGGUGCCGCCGCCUUCCCGCCUGUUGCCCCGGGCCUGGCGGCGGCCGCGGCGGUCGGCGGCGCCGCGGCGGCCGCGCCCGCGGGCGGCGGUGCCAGCGCGCCCGUGGUGCUUGGCCUGGCGGCGCUGCCCGGCCUGCCAGGCUUCGGAGGCGGCGGGGCUGCUGGGGCGCCCCCGGCGGGCGGCGCCGCGCCUGACGGCGGAGGUGUUCCCCCCGGCGGCGUGGGCGCCGCGCUGGUGGGCGCGCUCGCGGGCGGCGGCGGCGGCCCUCCUGGAGGCCCUCCUCCUGGUGCGGUGCCGGGGGCCCCGGCGAUCCCUGGUGUGCCGAUCGCGGUGGCUGGCGGUCCCAUCGCCCCAGCGGGCGGCGCGCAGCUGGGACCGCUCGUGGACGGUCCGUGGCGUCAGGCCGUGACUCUGAUUGGCGCCGACUGGCGCCGAGGGGUGGAUCUCGAGCUCCCGACCUUCGACGCAGCUGGAGGCAUCAGCGGGACGGCCCUCUUCGAGGUAGAGGAGAUCGGCACCACGGGCCCCUCAGGGCAGUACCUGAGCGCCCAGUUCAGGGGGGCGUCGCUGGCGGCCGAGGCGAUGCGGCUGGACGGCCUGUUCCCACCGCGCGGCACCGGGCCUGCGGGCCUCCUGCACUUGCGCGGGCAGGGACUGGCGCUGUGCGGGGAGCCCGCUGUGCCAGGCCGAGGAGUCCUGCAUGUCGAGUGGCUGCGGCUGCGCUCGAACCGCGGGUUCGUGGAGCCGUGGGUGCGGCCGAGCGCCUUCGGUGGGCGCGGCGGUGGCGGUGCCUUGGCGGGGGGCGCCCCAGCCGGGGGCGCGGCCCCCGACCGCCUGGCGGCAGCUGCCGCGGCGCGCGCGCAGGCCGCUACGGCGACGCCUGGCCGCGCUGGUGGCGGUCGCGGCCGCCCCCGGAGCUCCUCGGCCUCGCGCAGCGACGACGACGGUGAGUCGCGUUUUCGCGAGGCCCCCUCCCGCGGCGGCAGCGUGCGGCUGCUGGCGGAGAAGCGCCCAGGUGCCCUGUACGACGAGGCGAUGAAGAACACCGGGCGCGUCAUGGGCCUGCGGGAGGUGGCGGACUGCUCAGAGGUUCGAGCGAAGGUCGUGGGCUACCUGCAGGCCGUGGUGUUCGGCCAUCACCCACCAGGGCAGAUGCGGAUCAACACUCAGCGGGAGCUGCAGACGCUGGCGACCGCGCUGGACCUGCUGGAGUGUGGGUGCCUGGCGGAGUUGAGCGACGUGUUGAUGCAGCGCUUCAAGGCUCUGGAGCUGUCGCUGUCCGACGCGAGCUGGCAGGUGGCGAGCGAGCUGGAGAUCGUGCCGGACGCGCGGCCUUCGCUGGCCUCGAUGGGCGAGCAGGACCUGGCGCGGCGGGCGGCACUGCUGCGCAGGAGGCUGAUGGACGCGAAGAGCCGCGGCGCCCUCGGCGGCCAGGGUCAGGGCGAGACGCCUCGAGGCGACAGCCCGCACCCGAGGGCGGCGGACGGGCCGAGGCGUGUCUCGCUGGCGACGAGCCCGGAGCGCCACGUCUUCAGGCAGGACCAGCCCGCGGCUGCGGCGGCAGCGGGCCUGCAGCAAGGUCCGCCGCGCGGCCCGGCCCCCCCUGCGGCCGCCGCCGUGGCGGCAGGAAGCACCGGGGCCGAGGCCGAGCCGGCCUGUGGUACGGAUGCCGACUGUGACGGUGAUCCGCUGGCAGAGUGGCGCGAGUGGGCUGGCGCGGCGAGUGAUCUUCUGCGAGAACCUUUCGACGUGGGCCCCGUGUUGUUGAACAUAGUCCGCCAGUUCCCAGGCUCCUUCGGUCGCUUCACUAGAUAUUCCCUCGAGGUAAAGCCACGCGAGCAUCCGGCCGGCAUGGGAGGUCGGCUUCAGCGAGAUCUGUUGCCGUUACCAUACCCUUCGAUCACCGGGUCCCAGAUCGUCCAGCAGGGCGAGGACCCUUUGAGCGACAAGGGGUGGGAAGGCGCCAACGCCGCGCAGCAGGCAGCCCUGGUCGCUCUCGGCCGCCGCCUCCUCUUGGCUACGCGGGCCGAGCCUGCUUUGCCGCCAGAUCUUGACUGGAACGUGCGGCUGAAGGACCGCAAACUCGGCUACGGCGGGGGCGAGAUCUCGGCCCCGCAUCGGCUGACGCUGGAGCAGGUGCUGGACGGGCUGCCUCCGCCGGGCGUCGCGGCCUCCAUCGAGGCGGCCGACCUCGCGACGGGGUUCGUGCGUGAGGCCCUCCUGGGCCCGACGCUGGUGCUGCUGCCCGCUGCCCUGCGGCGGCCCGCGCCGACAUCUGCGCGCGUGUGGGCCUCGCUCGAGGAGUGGCAUCGGAUUGUGCGGGCGCUCCACGAGCGCGGGAUGGCGUCGGCGAUCCCGAGCAGCGAGAUCGCCUGUCGCGACGGAGCCCCGCUCCUGAACGGGGCGCUCGGGGUGCCCAAGCCCCACGACGAGCCCGUGGUCUGCAGCGACGGCGAGCGCAGGCCGGUCCUGAGGCUGAUCACCAACCUCAUCCCCUCGAACGCGUGCCAGGAGUGCAUCGUGGGAGACACCCCUGAGAUGCCGACCAUGAGCCAGCUGAACGGCCUGGUGCUGACCGAGUCGGAGGAUCUCCUGUGGAGCGGCGCGGACAGAACGGCCUUCUUCUACGUCUUCCGCGCGCCGCCUGCGCGGUGGCCUUACAUGGUGAUAGGGCCGCCCGUCCCCUCGGAGUUGCUUGGCCUGAAGGACGGUGGGGCCACGCGCAUCUGCGUGCGGGUGAUCGGCAUAGGCUGGAUCAGCGCCGCGGGCGUGACGACCCACCUCCACCGGAACAUGCUGCGGCGGAGCGCCUCUGUCCCUCGCGGCCUGCCGCCCAGCCAGGAGAUUACUCGGCGCCGACGGCUGCCGUUCAGCGUGGAGAAGCCGUGCCCUCCGGCGUGGAUGGUCUACAUUGACAACCUGGGGGUCGCGGAGGUCGUGGGCAAGUCCGAGGCCACGACGCUGCGAGGGACGGUGCCCGAGCUCAUCUCCGAGGCUCGCGCCUGCUAUGCGGCUGCGGGCUCCCCGGGGUCGCCGGCCAAGGACAUCCAUCGAGUGCCGCGAGCGACGACCUUGGGGGAGCUCAUCGACGGGGUCGAGGGCGUUCGGCGCCCCCCUGCGGGUUAUCUCACCGAGAUGGCCAGCCUCACGCUGUGGACGCUGAGCAAGAAGCGGGCCAGCAUGCGGCUGGUGCGCAUUCUGCUGGGCCGCUGGGUUCGUGUUCACUGCUUUCGGCGGCCACUGGCGGCCAGCUUUGCCUACGCCUGGAAGUGGCUCGGGAAACCGCGCACUGGCGGCCGCUUCAGCGUGAGCGUGGUCGAGGACCUCUUGAUGUGCCUUGCGCUGUCAGGGCUUUGCGUCGCUGACCUGCGCCUCGAAGUCGACCCCCUGGUGACCGCGUCGGAUGCCUCGGAGGCCGCUGGCGCCGUGGUCUACGGCUACGCCCUCUCCGACCGCGGGCGCGCGCUGGCCGAGAGGCGGCAGCGGCCCGCGAACGCCGCCUGCGAGGAGGAGACCGCCCUCGUGACUGUCUUCGACGGCAUCGGCGGCGGGCGCCGGGCUUUCGAUAUCCUCGGACUGGUCCCUGCCGUGCACCUGUCAUUCGAGGUUGACCCCACGGCGGUGCGGGUGGCCCGGCGCAGCUACCCCAGCACGCAGCACUUGGGGGACGUGACGGAGGCGGACCCGGCGGCCCUGGCAGCCCUGCUGCGCGCCCGAGGCCGGGUGUCGCGUGUGCUGGUGGUGGGCGGCUUCCCGUGCCAGGUCUUCGCGGGCCUCAAUGUUGCUCGGCAGGGUCUCGACGACCCGCGCGCGGGCCUGGUUGACCACAUGGUGCGGAUCGUGGACGGGCUGCGGACGGCCAUGCCGGAGGCGUCGAUCGACUUCCUCGGGGAGAACGUCGCGUCGAUGCCCGAGUGCCGCGUGCUGCGCCUGAACCAGCUCUUCGGCCGCAUCCCGCUGGAGAUUGAAGCGGGGGAUGUCGGCUGGGUCAGACGUCCGCGGCUCUACUGGGCUUCGUGGGACCUCCUGCCGUCCUUCGAGGCUGAGCCCGUCGUGGUGCGGGCCAAGACCCAGGACGUUCGGCGCGCCUGCAAGGUGGCGCUGAAGGCGGAGCGGCCGCCGCUCGAGGAGUGGCUCCCGCCCGGGGCUGUGUGUCCGGGCCCCGCUGCAGGGGAGCCCCUCCCGACCUUCGUGCGCUGGGCGCCGCGCUCGCAGCCGCACCCCAGGCCUGCGGGCAUCGGGGAGUGCAGCGCUGCUGAGCUGGUGCGCUGGGAGGCGGCGGGCUUCGCUUCGCCGCCCUACCAGUUCCGUGACAAGUGGUGCAUCCACCAGGCGGAUGGCCGCGUGGAGCCGCCUGACGCGACCAUUCGAGAGAAGCUGAUGGGCUUCCCGGAGGGCCACACCGUGCCGUGCAUGACGAGCAGCCAGGCCGAGCCCGCCAAGUACGAGGCUCUUCGGCGGUCGCUCGUGGGCAACUCCUUCCAGUGCGAGGUCGUGGCCUGGAUCAUCAGCCACUGGGCCGUCGGAGCUGGGCUGCUGGUCUCGGUGCCCUCGCUGGGUGAGCUGCAUGAGAGUGCGCGAGCCUGGGCUGAUGGCAGGAAGCUGUGGGCCGGCGACGUGACGUCGCUGCGGUGCGGUCGCUCCGAGAUCGACGAGGGCCUGCGCGCCAAGCUGGACCAGGCUGGCGGGCCCAUCUACGUGGGUCGCGGGUCUCGCCGCUGGGGGCUGGCUGCCUCGCGGUGGGGCAACCCUUGCACGAUCAGCCCCGAGCGGUCACGCGAGGGCGCUGUUGCCCUGUUCGCUGGUUGGAUCCGCACGCAGCCCACCUUCCUGCAGAGCUUGGAGACGCUGCGCGGGGCCCUACUGGUCUGUCACUGUGGGCCUGACCAGGCGUGCCAUGCCGACAUCCUCUUGGCGGAGUUGGCGAAGCGCGACGCGGUGGAGUGGCGCGAGGUGGACGCGCCCAGACGCAUCGUCAUGGGGCUCGUCAUGGCGUGCCACAACAACGGAGCAGACAUCAGGACCGAUGGCGCCCCGGAGGCGCUCGGCAAGAUCUUCCCGCGGCAGGAGAUCGACUCAGGCAUUUGGCGGUGGCGCAAGGCAAGGCAGCUAGUGUGGGAUGCAGCAGAGCACAUCAACGUUCUUGAGUGCCAGGGCGCGCUGAUGAUGAUUCGAUGGCGGGCGCGGUCGGUGCGCCGCCAUCAGUGCGUCUUCCUGCACCUGCUCGACAGCAUGGUCAACAUCGGCGCGCUGUCCAAGCACCGUUCCAGCAGUCCUCAGCUCAACAAGGUGGUGCGGACCUUCUCGGCGUGGGAGCUUGCGAUGGGCGCGCGGGCGGUCUUCGGCUUCACGUCGUCGGCUCGCAACCCCGCGGACGCCCCCUCGCGUCUCCGCGAUGGAGUUGGACUGGGGAAGCUGAGAGACGCCAGGAUAAAGGCCUCGACACUGGCCCGCUACCGUGGCGCCGCUCAGCGUUUUGUUGACUACCUUGCUGCCAAUAACCUGCCGCUGCCUUUCACCUGGGACGAUAUUGAUAUCUGCCUGCAAGAUUAUCUCGAGCACUUGUGGGCCGAGGGCGCCACAAAAGGAGAAGCCAAUGACACCCUCAGCGGCGUGCAGCACCUGCUGAGGACACGACGCCGCUGUCCUGGCGCUUGGCAGCUGCUGACAGUCUGGGGCAGACUGGAGAUCCCUCAGCGCGCGCCGCCGAUGCCUGCCCAGGUGUGCGCGGCGCUCGCCGGUUGGGCGCUCAGCCGCGGAGAGGUGGCCUUCGCGGCCGCGCUGCUCGUGGCCUUCCAUCUCUGUCUCCGCACUGGCGAGGCUUUGGGGCUGAGCGGCGGCGUCAUCUUUCUGAAGCCCUGUGGCCGAGGCGUGGUGUCGUUGCCCUGGACCAAUACCUCUUGCCAGAAGGGCUCGCGGGAGCACGUCACGCUUGACGACCCGCUGGUUGGGGCAAUCGUCCAUAUGCAGCUCCAGCGUGACAGCCGGCUCUGGCCUGGCACGACGCGCGCCUUUCACGACUUGUUCCGUUCUGGGCUCCAGCAGAUCGGACGCAGGCACCUCGCCCUGUCUCCUUGCAGCCUGAGGCGCGGAGGUGCCACGCAUGAGUUCCUGCUGUCGGGCGACUUGUCUAAGGUCAUGCUGCGUGGGCGCUGGAGCUCGGCAGGAACGGCAAAGAUAUACAUCCAAGACGGGGCUGCCAUCAUCGCAGAGAUGAUGCUCCAGGAUCGUGCCCGUUCGACGCUCGCAUCCGAGCGUUUUGCAGCCCGUGACCUGCUGCAAUAA
Molecule: messenger RNA, 7029 nt
Organism: Prorocentrum cordatum
Lineage: Eukaryota; Dinophyceae; Prorocentrales; Prorocentraceae
Source: the annotation of a GenBank genome assembly